AUGGAAGCGAAUUACGAGUAUGAAGUUCCUGGUCUUUCCGAUGCAUUGACUGAAUAUAGCAUUGAAAUGGAACAAAAUGAAAAGUCACCGACCGUUACUGACCUUAAAGAAAGAAUGCUAUUAUUGGAAGCAGAGAAUAGAUCAUUAAAACAAAGAAAUGAAGAAUUAAUGAAACGUACAGUUGAAUAUUCCGAGAUGAAAAGACAACAUGAAUCCUUAACAAAUGACAAUCAAAGACUCAAACAUGCCUUAGUCCAAGCAAACCGUGAAAUUAAAGCCUUAGAGCAGAAAUUAAUGGAAUCUGAAGCUUGUACUCAAGGACUUCUCUUUGAAAGAAGUGAAAUUGCUAGUUGCCAAUCUAUUAUUAGUGAAUUAAGGAACGAAAUUGAAGAAUUACUAACCGAGAUAGCAAGCAUGCAGCAAGAUUUCUCCAUGUAUUACUUGGAUUUUAAAACUUUGGCAAAUCAAAAUAAGCGUUUAAUUAUUCAACUUCAAGAAUCCUUACACAAAGCAAGGAAACAGAAUUUAAAACUUGUUUCCGUCUUGGAUUCAAGAGGCCAAGUUGCUAAUACCGAUCCGAGGAUUGCAAAUACAAUUGCAGAAAGCCAAGAUACUGAGAACCUUAGAAAGCAAAAUUUAAGACUUCAGACUGAGGUCAACUUCUUCAAAAAUGAAGCGAAAGAUCACGAGAUUAAAAAUAGAAAAUUACACUCACGAUUAUUAGACAGCAACGCCAGAUUAGUGCAAGUUAAUAGUAUAUUAAAGCAAUCGACUAGACUGCAUAAUUUUGAAAAACAACGUGAAUCUCGUAGACCGAUGGUCAAUACUAAUGAAACUAAUGCUAAUGCUAAUGCUAAUGCUAAUGCUAAUGCUAAUGCUAAUGAAAUCAUUCCAAAGAGCGAAGACUUACCAAAGCGAAAUUCCUACUUAAGUUCGACUUCAUAUGGUUAUCACAGUGCCGCUGACUCUGGUGAGGUUCGUUCACAUGAACGGUUAAGUCAAGAUUUACACUCCUUAUACGAGCACAGUGGCUGCGAUUUAUCAGAAAGUAGUAAUGAGGAUUUUGGACAUGUGCCUAGAGAAUAUAUGCAAUUAUGUAACAUAAAUCGGAAAAGUAAUGGAAGCAGUAACAACAGCGCUACCACAAUGGUAGCUAGUCACCAGCCGAGGGAUUAUCUUAAUCCCGCUAAUCAUUAUUAUACUCAUCGUGAGGCGGUUUUGGCCGGAAACGAAAGCACAUCUAGUAGUAGCACCAUAGUGCAAGGAAGCUACAAUCCUCACAGAACGUCUUAGUAAAAUUAUACCUUAGUGUACAUUAGACUACUAAUUUCCGUGGCAGGAGUUACCUGUACUCAGUUAUUUAUGUCAAUUAUUACUGAAGCCUAAAUAUUUUCAAAUUGAAACAAUUUAUGUUAUUACUAUUUAGCCCUAAUUAAUACUACUGAAGUGGCAGUAUUAGAUAUAGCAAUGCUGACGCUAGGGUAGUU
Molecule: messenger RNA, 1487 nt
Organism: Trichoplax adhaerens
Lineage: Eukaryota; Metazoa; Placozoa; Uniplacotomia; Trichoplacea; Trichoplacidae
Exons: 4
Coding region: 1-1293 (430 amino acids)
Source: RefSeq, a predicted model, not a curated record